UUUCCUCGUUGCAUUUCAGCAUAAGGUAUCGUCAGGCCGUCAUAUAGCAGUGAUUAAAGAAAUGCUGUAAUCCGAAUUCUGUUCAUUCAUACAAACUUCUACUUUGAAAUACGUUCAAACCACAAUGGGAGGAAAUCAGUCUACAUCAAGAGACAAACCCAUAGCCUCCGUCAAUGAUAAGAAGGAGAUAACAGUCAAUGCAGUAUGUCCAAAGAAUCCAGAAGGACCACCACCACCCUACGAGUCUGAUAAUCAGAGUGUAAUACCUGUAGGCAAAUGGAUCAAGUGCAAAGUUUGCCAAGCUAGCAUCGACACGUCAGGCAAAGAGGAUGAUCUUGUUAUCAAAUGCUGCCAGUGCAAUGAAGUAACUAUAUUACGAAAUGCCCCAUCUGGGAGGAAAUUUGUCCGCUGCAUUUGCAACUGCUUACUUAUCUGCAAGACUUCAGCACAGACGAUCCUCUGCCCAAGGCCAACUUGCGAGCGCAUAAUAAACCUGAAAACCUGUCCGUGGCGCGUGGAGAGCAUGAAAAGCCCAGGUUGUGACGAAGACUAUGAAGAUUUAACACUUAAAUGCUGCGCAAGUAAAGUACGGGCCAUAAGUUUUUGCAUAGCGUGUAAUUCUGUAUUCCAUCAAUGCUGCUUGGAUAAAUAUGAGAACUUGAAAGUUCUUGACAAGAUCACCGUCAUAUGCUGUCAAGGAGAUAUUACAGAUUCAGUGUCGCAUUCAGGAAUUGAAAAGGAGAACGACUCCGUAAAAUCUUUAAAAAAAGUAAUUCGGAAGCAGGCUAUGGAACUGGAAAAACUACGUUCCGACAAUAGCUUGCCCGAAGAGAAAUCAAAUUCCAAAAAAGAUCAGGCAGUUACUAGCCAAAAUGGAAACGAUGGUCCUAAAAAUUAUGACCAAAAUAGCGCCAACAAAUCUCUUGCGAAUGAAAACAAGCUGUUAACUAAAUUAGUAGAAGUAAUGGAUAUCAAAAGUAAAUUGCUGCAGGAAAAAAUUGAGUCGCUACAGGAAAAAGUGAAUAAACAGAUGGAAACAACAGCAGAGAAGAUGAACAUACCAACUUUAUGGAGAGCCGUAACACGAACCUGUUAUCAAAUGGUGGCAAAAGCUCCGAUACCACAGUACGUCAGCAUCCCGUUGACACGCAGCAUUCACUGCAUGUUUAGUAACGGAUCAUUUUCAAUACUGUCUAGAACAGCCUUUGACACGACUCGAUCCUCACCCUCAUCUAAGUUACUAAGUGUGAACAACUCACCAUUGUUCGUACCAAGUAACGGUAUGAAAAUAAAAAGAUUACUCAAACUUCGUUGCAAACAUUGUUACUUUGUAUGGAGAAAGGGAACACGUUAUGUCAUGUGCAAAGCUAAGCCGAGGCAUAAACAGGCCCGUCUUAUGCCACGCGAAGAAAAGUCUUGGAUAUUAUGCCAAGCUACGCAGCAUCCUCAACGCGAUUGGUCUGCCGCUGAAUCCACAGUCAAUACAGUAUGUCCGAUCGGUCCAGACGAGUUACCGCCACCCUACCAGUCCACUCAGCAGGGUGGAAUCCCUAUGGUCACAUGCAGAGUUUGCCAAGCUAUGAUAGACAUAUCCGGCAAGCGGGAUCAACAUGUUGUUAAAUGCUGCCAGUGUAACGAAGCUACACCGAUAAGAAAUGCUCCACCAGGCAAGAAAUACGUCCGUUGUCCUUGCAACUGCUUGCUUAUAUGCAAGAGUUCUUCACAGCGAAUUGCUUGUCCAAGACCAAAUUGCAAGCGCAUAAUAAAUUUAGCGCCUUCGCCAGUAACUCCGCCCGUUCUCUCUAUGCCUGGAAUGUGUAGAGUUGGAUGCGGACAUUGCCAUGACACAUUUCUGUUUAAUACUUUAAAUAACGCUCUUGCUCGAUGCCCGCAUUGUCGCAAAGUAUCAUCCGUAGGACCAGAGUUUGCACGAGGUCGUGGAAUUGCAUUUAUUUUAAUCGGAUGUGUGGCUCUAGUCGUGGGAAUUGCUGUUACACUCGGCACGUAUACACUUGUAAGAACAAAUGGCGGUAUAUAUGUCGCUUAUGUCGGUGCAUUCCUGGUGGCGGUUCUCUGUUUUGGAAGAAGCAUCUACUAUUGUACAAUGAAGAUUAGCCUGAUAGAAGGCCCUAUGUAGUACGAAAAUAUUCCUGAGAAGGGUCUUUGGAUUCGAUAUUCUUAUAAUAUUAAUGUCUGUAAUCAAUUUAGAUAAAGUAUAGAUCAUAAUAUUUCGACAUGCUCUCGGUAUAUACCUAAUGUAUACAGUAUAAAAUAUAAAUAUCUAUUGUACUUGAAUCUAAAUAAUGGUUAUUUGUUUCAACUUACACAUGUUAUGCAUAAAUAAUACGAUCUUGAAGAUAAAAUGAAUUUUAUGUAUAGGAGAAAAAAUGAAAUAAAAUCAAUAAAUAAAUAUAACUGGAGAAAAUGAGCAUGUGAAAUAGAGAAAAGUAAACAAGCAUUUUGUAAAAUAGAUACAUAUACACAGAUCUAUAUUAAAAUGUGUGAACAUACCAAGAUUUGUCAUGUUGUUUACUUUUCCAUGAUUUAUUAAUUCGCCAUAUACAUAAACAUAUAUCAUAUAUACUUUUUACAAUGAUGUAAGUAAUUUGCAGCUGAUAGACAUAUGUGUUUAUCUAAUUUUUUUUUUUUUUAAUAACGAAUCUAUUAUUAUUAAUUAUUAUGUUUAUUUCUUUUAUAAAAAUAAAUUCGGUAAAAAUUUUAACAACCAAGUGUUUGCGUCUUUCAUUAAAUAUCUACCAAAACAUUGCAGAACUAAUCAUAAGUUGAAGUUAUUUAAUCGAAUAUGGAAUCAAUAGCAUAUUCCGGUUUUACGGAUGGCAUUUCACGUUUAAAAUUCGUCGCAAGAAAUUAAUUUCUUUUCAAAAUGAUUUGUCAAUACUAAUGCUUAUUUCAGUUUACCAGAUCAAAGUAGUUGUAAAAUUGUAGAUGUACUUUUUGAUAAAUAUUGCAGUACCGUAUAGAUAUUCGCAAAUGCGUUCGGAUGACUAACCCGAUAAUUAAAAUAUAUUUAACAAAAUGUUUUGAUAAAACUAUUUCUAAAAAUGCAUAUAUAA
Neodiprion fabricii is the source of this 3074-nucleotide messenger RNA. RefSeq lists its product as uncharacterized. Gene Ontology annotation, cellular component: lysosomal membrane; plasma membrane; late endosome membrane. Gene Ontology annotation, biological process: phosphatidylinositol dephosphorylation; translation. Bases 125 to 2137 code for a protein of 670 amino acids. NCBI's taxonomy places the organism in Eukaryota, Metazoa, Arthropoda, Insecta, Hymenoptera, Diprionidae. The record is from RefSeq and is a predicted model, not a curated record. Gene Ontology annotation, molecular function: phosphatidylinositol-4,5-bisphosphate 4-phosphatase activity; structural constituent of ribosome. The transcript is spliced from 10 exons.